This is a messenger RNA of Fusarium venenatum, 6177 nucleotides long. The record is from RefSeq and is a predicted model, not a curated record. Lineage: Eukaryota; Fungi; Ascomycota; Sordariomycetes; Hypocreales; Nectriaceae.
AUGGCGCCUCGCUGGUUUGAGAAAGUCGAAUCCAAGGCCAAAAGGCUGUUGCAGGUCGCUCCCCAAGAAUCCGUCUCGGCUCCUUCACCAACAUCUUCGCCGACAGCGUCUCAGCCUGCAUCUGAACCAACAACUCAACCAACAUUUCAGCCAACGCCUUCUCCACCCACCUCGACCGAUUCCGAAACCUCGCCGCUGCCGAGUCUACAAGAGCAACUUUGGAAUCAGGCCUACGACGAGCUCAAAGCGAGCGAGCCCAAAUUAGUCGAAGCGUACGAGAAGAUCCUAUCAGUUGGACUUCACCGAAACGACCCGAGCUCUGUUACUUGCGAAUCAACGGAAAACGAGAUAGAGGGGGCUCGUGAGACAAGAUGCCGCCAAAUGCAGCAGCUGGUCAAGGCUGGACUGGACCGGACGCAGAAGCAAGCGUCCAUCAAACAAGGAAUCAAUGAAGGCUUGCAAGCAGUGCAAGUCGUAAGGGGGAUAGUAGAUAAGGCGGUACAGGCCGCACCGGAAGCCGCUAUCGCCUGGGUCGGCGUCUGCCUUGGACUAGAGGUCUUUUCGAACCCCGUCACCGAGGCACGCGACAACCGCGAAGGUAUCGCCUACGUCCUGUCGAGAAUGGAGUGGUACUGGAACCUGGUGUCCCUGCUUCUCGACGAGAACAAGGCCGAACAAUCAUCCGCAGGACUACGAGUCCAACUAGAGAAGCACAUCGUGCAGCUCUACGAGAAGCUCCUCGCGUAUCAGAUCAAGAGUGUCUGUCUUUACCACCGGAACUGGGCUGCCGUCAUCGGAAGGGAUCUGCUCAAAAUCGACGACUGGGCUGGCCAGCUCAGCGGGAUCAAGGAAGCCGAGGCUGCCGUGCAAAGAGACAUGGAACAAUACAAUACCGAAGAGAGCAAGACACAAUUUCGGAAACUCACCGACACCGCAACUGCUCUAGAGGAGAAUCUCCAAGACAUCCAUUCAGCCAUCCAGGACCAGACACGGCAGCAGGAGAAGAGACACCAGGACGACAGGGACAAGCAAUGCCUGAAAGACCUGCGCGAGACUGACCCCCGCGACGACAAGACGCGCAUCCAAGAGACGAAGGGCGGCCUGCUCAGGGACUCUUACCGCUGGAUCCUCGACAAUGACGACUUCCGGCGGUGGCGUGAUGAUCCGCAAAGCCAGCUACUCUGGAUCAAAGGCGAUCCUGGCAAGGGCAAGACAAUGCUGCUGUGCGGCAUCAUCGAUGAGCUAGGGAAGGAACCCGACAAACACCUGUCCUACUUCUUCUGCCAGGCCACCGAGACACGACUGAGCAAUGCGACGGCCGUGCUGCGCGGUCUGAUCUACCUUCUCGUCGACCAACAGCCGUCGCUCAUCUCGCAUGUUCGGGAGAAGCACGAUCAUGCGGGUAAGCAGCUUUUUGAGGAUGGGAAUGCCUGGGAAGCCUUAUCUAAGAUCCUCACGGCCAUGUUUAAUGACCCGAGCGUGGAUGGUGCGAUCCUGAUUGUUGAUGCCCUCGACGAAUGCAAGACAAAUCGCCAUCAGCUUCUCGACUUCAUCACUAAACCUUCCCGCGUCAAGUGGAUCGUCUCUAGCCGUAACUGGCCAGACAUUGAGGAGAAACUGGACAAUGCAAAGCAGAAAGUCAGGCUGCGCCUUGAGUUGAACAAGGACUCAAUCUCCAAGGCUGUCAAUACCUACAUCGGACACAAGGUGAAUCGACUGGCAGGUCUUAAGAAAUACGACAAGGAAACAAGGGACGCUGUUCAACGUCACUUGGUUGGCAAUGCCGAUGGCACCUUUCUCUGGGUGGCCUUGGUCUGUCAAGAGCUAGCAGAUCCCAAGGUCCGAAAACGACAUACGCUCGACACAUUGAAGUCAUUCCCCCCAGGUCUUGAUCCUCUCUAUAAGCGAAUGGUGGAACAUAUCAGCGAUUCGAAAGAUGCAGAUCGUUGCAAAGAGAUCCUCGCUCUUGCUUCGGUCGUAUACCGACCCAUCACCCUAGACGAGUUAAAGGCUCUUGCCAAGUCGCUCGAAGAUCUCGACCAGGAUGAGUUGGAAGAAAUCAUCGGUUCCUGUGGUUCUUUUCUGACUCUUCGAAACGGCAUCAUCUACUUUGUGCAUCAAUCAGCCAAGGAUUUCCUACUCAGCAAGGCAUCUGACCAAAUUCUUCCUUCAGGCGCCGCGCACCAGCACCAUGCCAUCUUCUCGAGGUCGCUGGCGGCUUUCUCGCAGACUCUCGAACGUGACGUUUACGAACUGGGUUUCCCAGGAUUUCCCAUCGAUCAGGUCUCGCCGCCCGACCCUGACCCAUUGGCUUCGAUACGAUAUUCCUGUGUCUUCUGGGUUGACCAUCUCCACGACUCGGAUUCUACAGAGAUCAACAGUAUCCUACGGGAUAACGGCGAUGUCGAUGGAUUCAUCCGAGAAAAGUACCUUUAUUGGCUAGAAUCUCUUAGCCUCUUGCGCAGCAUGUCAGAGGGAGUAAAGGCGGUACACAAGCUCGAGGGUUUAGUGAGAAACGUGGGAGCGCAGCAACUAACAAAACUACUUCAAGACGCGCGCCGUUUCAUCCUUUCCAAUAGGCGGCCAAUCGAGAUUGCUCCAUUGCAGGCCUAUGCGUCCGCACUCGUAUUCAGUCCCAAACAUAGUCUUAUUAGAGAGCUCUAUAAGAUAGAAGAGCCGGAUUGGAUGGCAUUGAAGCCAAGAAUCGAAGCGGAUUGGAGCGCGUGCGUGCAGACGCUCGAGGGCCAUGGCGAUCGGGUGAACUCGGUGGUGUUCACGGCGGACGGCCAGUGUCUCGUGUCGGGCUCGGCCGAUAGGACAGUUAAGAUCUGGGACGCCGCGACGGGCGCGUGCAUACAGACGCUCGAGGGCUAUGGCGAUCUUGUGUUCUCGGCGGACGGCCAGUAUUUCGCGUCGGGCUCAGGGGAUGGGACGGUUAAGAUCUGGGACGCGGCGACGGGCGCGUGUGUGCAGACGCUUAAGGGCCAUGGCGAUCUAGUGACGUCAGUGGUAUUCUCAGCGGACGGCCAGCGUCUCGCGUCGGGCUCAGAAGACGAGACAGUCAAGAUCUGGGACGCCGCGACGGGCGCAUGCAUGCAGACACUCGAGGGCUAUGGCGAUCUUGUAUUCUCGGCGGACGGCCAGUAUUUCGCGUCGGGCUCGGGGGAUGGGACGGUUAAGAUCUGGGAUACGGCGACGGGCGCGUAUGUGCAGACGCUCAAGGGCCAUGGCGAUCUAGUGACGUCAGUGGUAUUCUCAGCGGACGGCCAGCGUCUCGCGUCGGGCUCAUACGACGACACGGUUAAGAUCUGGGACGCGGCGACGGGCGCGUGCUUACAGACGCUCGAGGGCCAUGGCGAUUACGUGGAGCCGGUGGUAUUCUCAGCGGACGUCCAGUAUCUCGCGUUAGGCUCAUACGACAACACAAUCAAGAUCUGCGACGCAACGACGGGUGCAUACAUACAGACGCUCGAGGGCCAUGGCGGUCAAGUGAGGUCGGUGGUAUUCUCGGCAGACGGCCAGCGUCUCGCGUCGGGCUCGGCCGAUAGGACAGUUAAGAUCUGGGACGUGGCGACGGGUGCGUGCAUGCAGACGCUCAAGGGCCAUGGCAAUGAGGUGAGGUCGGUGGUGUUCUCGGCAGACGGCCAGUAUCUCGCGUCGGGCUCGGAGGAUAGGACAGUUAAGAUCUGGGACGCGGCUACGGGUGCAUACAUACAGACGCUCGAGGGCCAUGGUGAUCAGGUGGAGUCAGUGGUAUUCUCGGCGGACGGCCAGCGUCUCACGUCAGGCUCGGGGGAUAGGACUGUCAAGAUCUGGGAUGCGGCGACGGGCGCGUGCAUACAGACGCUCGAGGAUUAUAGCGAUCCUAUGUUCUCGGCGGACGGCCAGUAUUUCGCGUCAGGCUCAUACGACAACACAAUCAAGAUCUGGGACGCAACGACGGGUGCAUAUAUACAGACGCUCGAGGGCCAUGGCGGUCAAGUGAGGUCAGUGGUAUUCUCGGCAGACGGCCAGCGUCUCGCGUCGGGCUCGGCCGAUAGGACAGUUAAGAUCUGGGACGUGGCGACGGGUGCGUACGUACAGACGCUCAAGGGCCAUGGUGGUCGGGUGAACUCGGUGGUGUUCUCGGCAGAUGGCCAGUAUCUCGCGUCAGGCUCGGAGGAUGGGACUGUUAAGAUCUGGGACGCGGCGACGGGCACGUGCAUACAGACGCUCAAGGGCCAUGGCGAUCAGGUGAACUCGGUGGUAUUCUCGGCAGACGGCCAGCGUCUCGCGUCAGGCUCAUGGGAUGGGACUGUCAAGACCUGGGACGCGGCGACAGGCGCGUGCGAGCAGACGCUCGAGGGCUAUGGCUAUAGCUAUGGCUAUGGCUCUGGCUAUCAGGCGAACUCGAUGGUGUUCUCGGCAGACGGCCAGUAUCUCGCGUCGGCGUCGGACUCCUGGUAUGGGACUGUUGAGAUCUGCGACGCGGUGACGGGUGCGUGCGUACAGACGCUCGAGGGCCAUGGCGGUCGAGUGAACUCGGUGGUAUUCUCGGCAGACGGCCAGUAUCUCGCGUCGGGCUCGGCCGAUAGGACAGUUAAGAUCUGGGACGUGGCGACGGGUGCGUGCAUACAGACGCUCAAGGGCCAUCGCGAUCAAGUGAACUCGAUGAUAUUCUCGGCAGACGGCCUGUAUCUCGCGUCAGGCUCAUACGACAAGACAAUCAAGAUCUGGGACGCGGCGACGGGCGCGUGCGUGCAGAUACUCGAGGGCUGUGGUGAUUGGGUGGAGACAGUGGUGUUCUCAGUAGACGGCCAGUAUCUCGCGUCAGGCUCGGAUUAUGGGACGGUUAAGAUCUGGGACACGGCGACGGGCGCGUGCAUGCAGACACUCGAGGGCUAUGGCAAUCUUGUGUUCUCGGCGGACGGCCAGUAUUUUGCGUCGGGCUCGGGGAAUGGGACGGUUAAGAUCUGGGACACGGCGACGGGCGCGUAUAUACAGACGCUCGGGGGCCAUGGCGAUCAGGUGAGGUCAGUGGUGUUCUCGGCGGACGGCCAGUGUCUCGCGUCGGGCUCGGAGGAUGGGACUGUUAAGAUCUGGGACGCGGCAACGGGCACAUGCAUACAGACGCUCGAGGGCCAUGGCGGUCAAGUGAGGUCGGUGGUAUUCUCGGCAGACGGCCAGUAUCUCGCGUCGGGCUCAAAAGACGAGACAAUCAAGAUCUGGGAUGCGGCGACAGGCGCGUGCUUACAGACGCUCGAGGGCCAUGGCGGUCAGGUGAACUCGGUGGUAUUCUCGGCAGACGGCCAGUGUCUCGCGUCGGGCUCAAAAGACGAGACAAUUAAGAUCUGGGACGCGGCGACGGGCGCAUGCGAGCAGACGCUCGAGGGCCAUGGCGGUCAGGUGAACUCGGUGGUAUUCUCGGCAGACGGCCAGUGUCUCGCGUCGGGCUCAGAAGACGAGACAAUUAAGAUCUGGGACGCGGCGACGGGCACGUGCGUGCAGACGCUCGAGGGCUAUGGCGGUCUAGGGGAAAGGGUGGCGUUCUCAGCGGACGGCCAAUAUUUCGCGUCGGGCUCAAAAGACGAUACAGUCAAGAUCUGGGACGCGGCGACGGGCGCAUGCGUGCAGACACUCGAGGGCUAUGGUAGUUGGGUAAAGUCGGUGGUAUUCUCGGCGGAUAGCCAGCGUCUCACGUUAGGCUCAGUCGAUGGGAUAAUUAAGAUCUGGGACGCGGUGACGGGCGCGUGCGAGCAGACGCUCGAGGGCCAUGGCGGUCGGGUGAGCUCGGUGGUGUUCUCAGCGGAUGGCCAGCGUCUCGCGUCAGGCUCGUGGGAUGGGACGGUCAAGAUCUGGGACGCGGCGACGGGCGCCUGCUUACAGACACUCGACGUUGGGAGCGUACAUCAAAUUGCAUUUGAUCCAACGACAAACACUCUCCUCUCUACCGAUAUUGGACUUCUCAACUUAGAUCACCUGGCGCCUGCCAUCGAUGCUCAGUCGACUGAACUAACCUUACGGGGUGUUCGCCAUUCUGGUUGGGGUAUAAGCACCGACGGUGUAUGGAUUGUUAAAGAUGGAAAGGAGAUGCUUUGGCUACCUCCGGACUAUCGAGGGGCUAAGGCCGCUAUUGUUAGAUCAACGGUCGCUAUCGGUUGUCGUUCAGGUCGUGUGUCGGUGAUGAAAUUCUCUUAG